Messenger RNA from Aureobasidium pullulans EXF-150, 451 nucleotides. RefSeq lists its product as uncharacterized. The record is from RefSeq and is a predicted model, not a curated record. The coding region runs from base 101 to 391 and encodes 96 amino acids. Lineage: Eukaryota; Fungi; Ascomycota; Dothideomycetes; Dothideales; Saccotheciaceae. The transcript has a single exon.
CCAAGCGACUGGCGUCGACUUCCCUAUGUUCAGAAUUGUUCAAGCACGCGCCUCCUCCCCGUGUGCUAAAUUCUGUCACUUCUAGCCAUCUUCUACGGCCAUGCCUAGUGUUGUUUGGUGUGUAGAAAUGCACAAUUUUCUCAAAAUCGGUCUCGUCGUCCGCAGAGAGGCGCUAACUAUUAAGCCCUUAGUGGAGGGCUGCACUGAUCUCAAAAACAUUGUGCAUUUCCACAGCAUGCGCGUGACAAAGUUCUGCAGACGGGGAGGCUGGAUGGGAGCGAGCACGAGUCGACAUCCGGGAGCUACCGUGAGGUCUAAAAAGUGGAACUUGAAGAUAUCGUGGCUCGGAAGUGUUUCAAGAUGGCCCGGAAACGGUGGAUCUCAGUGGUGAUUUGUGUUCAAAGAGAGAAGAAGCAUUCAUUCGCCUUUGGACUUAUCCAUGUCGACUUCU